Oncorhynchus mykiss (rainbow trout) is the source of this 8569-nucleotide messenger RNA. RefSeq lists its product as uncharacterized. The record is from RefSeq and is a predicted model, not a curated record. NCBI's taxonomy places the organism in Eukaryota, Metazoa, Chordata, Actinopteri, Salmoniformes, Salmonidae. Gene Ontology annotation, biological process: extracellular matrix organization. Gene Ontology annotation, molecular function: extracellular matrix structural constituent conferring tensile strength.
AGACGGACGCUCGUAAUUUAAAAAAUCUAGCAUAUGCCUGGAGAGAGCGCAGCACAGUGCAAAGGAUACUAAAACAAGGAUGAAAAGUAGGAAAUAGAAGGCGCGACAGCAAUUUGGCCCUAAUAAGAAGGCACAGGUUUACGUAACCUACGUGUGCCGCGCGCGUAAUUACGCACAAUCUCUCCCUCCCUCCUUCCCCACUGCCACUCAGUCAUUCUCUCUCUCCGCACGCACACACACGCUCCCUCACUUUUCGUGGGAGAAAGUAGGAAGGGGGAGAGAGAAAGAGAAAGAGAAAGGAGAGAGAGUGAUUUCAGGUCUCUCUGCUCUCUCCGUGGUGGGUACUCAUAUCCACUCCGCUGACUCAAUGGAGCUUUAGCACUAGGGAUAUAAAAUCAAUAUUUAUUGCCCGUACCCCUUUUACUAUUUAAAAUUUGUACAUAGCAUAGGUAGAUAUAGGUCACUUAUUAAAGAACCGCUAAGGAGAGGUAAAACACGUCUCCAGAGGCGAGCCUUUUUCUUCUUUUUUUUGCCUCACAGGAGGUCCAGUCGAAACUCUCUUCGACUGACUUUCUGUGAGAGAGGAUAUCUAAUUUGAACAUAUCCUACUUUAUAGUCCAGCGUCAAACAACUAAAAAACUAUGGAUAUUCGAGAUUGCCCCUUUCGGAAGAAGCGGAGACCAUGGCGCUUGGACUUUUCCUCUUUUGCCUUGGUGACCCUGGUGCUCGCCCUGUGCCAACUACCCGUGGCUCGGGCAGAUCCAGUGGAUGUGUUGCGGAUGCUGCAGCUGCCCUCUCUCCCCGAAGGGGUGCGGAAGGUUCCAGGCUUCUGCACCUCCCGCCGUGCCGGCUCCGCUGACCACGCCUACCGCAUCACCAAGAAGGCCCAGAUCUCUGCCCCCACCAAUCAGCUCUUCUCAGGUCGUUUCCCGGAGAACUUCUCCAUCAUGGCCCUGGUCAAGGCCCAUGCGGGCCUCCAGGCGUUCCUGUUGUCCAUCUACAGUGAGCAGGGUGUCCAGCAGCUGGGUGUGGAGCUGGGACGCUCCCCCGUCUUCCUGUACGAGGACCAGACCGGCAAGCCCGCCCCCGAGGACUACCCCCUCUUCAGUGGCGUCAACCUGGCCGACGGCAAGUGGCACCGCAUCGCUAUCUCCGUGUCGAAGAAGAACGUCACCCUGCUCCUGGACUGUAAGAAGCGCAUGACCAGGGCCCUGCCUCGCAGCAACAGCCCCGUGGUGGAUACCAAGGGCAUCACCAUGUUCGGGGCACGCCUGCUGGACGAUGAGGUUUUCCAGGGCGAUAUCCAACAGCUGCUGAUCGCAUCCAACCCUCAGGCUGCUUAUGACUUCUGUGAACACUACAGCCCCGACUGUGACUCCCCUCUACCCAAGACCCAGUCCCAGGACCCCAACACAUACAAGGGUGCCAAUGGCAAUGCUGACAAACGCAAACCCGUGGUAGUUAAGGCUGACAAACCUAUAGUCGUUAAGGCGGACAAACCUGUAGUCAUUAAGGCAGACAAACCUAUAGUCGUUAAGGCGGACAAACCUAUCGUCGUUAAGGCGGCCAAACCUAUCGUCGUUAAGGCAGAAAAACCUGUAGUCGUUAAGGCAGAAAAACCUGUAGUCGUUAAGGCGGACAAACCUAUAGUCGUUAAGGCAGAAAAACCUGUAGUCGUUAAGGCUCCCAAACCUGUAGUAGUUAAGUCGGCAAAACCUGCCUCAACCAAACCUGCGAAAGCAGAGCAUGCUAAGCUUGAGGCCACAGCCAAACCAGCUAAAGCCGUACCUGCUGCCACCAAGCCCAGCAAAGCCAAGCUUUACCCGGCCAAACCAGCCAAAGCCAAACCUACUGCAAUUGAAGUCCUCCUGAACAAGAUCAAACCCACUACAGUCACACCAGUGGCCAAGCCCACACCUGCUGCGAAAAAAGGCGAAAAAAAAGUAAAUGGCAAACCUAUAGUUGAGAAGAAAGCAAAUGGUGAGGCCAUAAUCAAUGGCAAUGCCAAACCUAUAGUUGAGAAGAAAGUAAAUGGUGAGGCCAAAAUCAAUGGCAAUGCCAAACCUAUAGUUGAGAAGAAAGUAAAUGGUGAGGCCAAAAUCAAUGGCAAUGCCAAACCUAUAGUUGAGAAGAAAGUAAAUGGUAAUUCCAAGGUCAAUGGCAAACCUGUAGUUGAGAAGAAACUAAAUGGUGAGGCCAAAGUUAAUGGCAAUGGUAAAACCGCUGAGGAUAAGAAAGUGAGUGGUAAUGGCAAUGGUAAAACCCCUGAGGAUAAGAAAGUGAGUGGUAAUGGCAAUGGUAAAACCCCUGAGGAUAAGAAAGUGAGUGGUAAUGGCAAUGGUAAAACCCCUGAGGAUAAGAAAGUGAGUGGUAAUGGCAAUGGUAAAACCCCUGAGGAUAAGAAAGUGAGUGGUAAUGGCAAUGGUAAAACCACUGAGGAUAAGAAAGUGAGUGGUAAUGGCAAUGGUAAAACCACUGAGGAUAAGAAAGUGAGUGGUAAUGGCAAAAGCGCCAGUGACAAAAAAGCUCAUGGCAAAACCGAAGCAGCAAAACCUGAAACCACUAAAGCCCAGCCCAAAAAAGACGUCGCUAAAGUUAAAGUAGAAAAAACUGUGGUCAGCAAAGAGAAACCAGCAAAAGCAGAAACUAAAGUAGUGGUAGCAAAAACCGAAGUCAAAAUUAAAGUAGUAAAAACCGAGGUCACAAAGGUUAAGGAAGCGAAAACCGAGAUCACUAAAGUCAAACCAAGAGAGUCAGUUGUCAUCAAAGUUCCUCCCUUCCUCAAACCUGCACCGAAGAAAGAGCUGCCAAGCCCAGAACCUGCUUCCCCGAAGCCAGAGAGAACCAAGGUGGUGCUUGAUGUAAAUAACGUCAAAUCGAUGACCCAAAAAAUGCCUCCCUUCGGCAAGACUGCAUACAGUGGCACCGUCGUCCCUGUGCCGGAAACACCGAAGAAGAAAACGGGCAACGGUUAUCAACAGGAUGUAGAAACUGCAAAUUCUGAGGCUGGCCACACCCCUACAGAGACGGAUUAUUAUUACGAGGAGGCAGUCCUACAGCCAGAGAGUGAGGUGAUUGGACAAGAAGGGACGACUGGCCAGGUGGAGGAGACAUUGGUGGCAGAGGAGGUAGAUUUGGCCAAGGCAGGGGGUGAGGUCGAGGCCUUUACUGAGGAGUAUGUGACUGGCGACCUGGGCAUGAAGGAAUACGACUAUUCCUACAAGGACUACAACGAGCCUCUGCCCGAAGGAGAGACUGACGGCUACAUGGGCCCCGCCCUGUCCGCUGUGACAGACGAGGGAGGCGCCUCAGUGAGUGCCGUAAAAGGAGAGAAGGGAGAGCCCGCUGUCCUUGAGCCUGGUAUGUUGAUUGAGGGACCUCCGGGACCAGAGGGACCAGCAGGUCUCCCCGGACCUAAUGGCCCAUCUGGCCCUCCUGGCUCUGUUGGUGAUCCUGGCGAGAGGGGAAUCCCUGGAAAGUCUGGUAUCCCCGGUGCCGAUGGCGUCCCUGGCCCCCCCGGAACGUCUGUCAUGCUGCCCUUCCGUUUUGGAAGCAGUGGAGGAGACAAGGGUCCCAUGGUCUCAGCACAGGAAGCCCAGGCUCAGGCCAUUCUGUCUCAGGCCAGGCUGGCUCUGAAGGGACCACCCGGACCAAUGGGCUACACUGGACGCACAGGACCUCUGGGUACCCCUGGAAGUUCUGGUCUGAAGGGUGAGAGUGGGGAUCCUGGGCCUCAGGGCCCCAGAGGACCACAGGGUUUGAGCGGUCCUCUCGGCAAAUCAGGAAGAAGAGGUCGUGCUGGAGCUGAUGGCGCCAGAGGCAUGCCAGGAGAGGGCGGGCCUAAGGGGGACCGUGGUUUCGACGGACUGCCUGGAUUGCCCGGAGACAAAGGACACCGGGGUGAUACUGGAGGAUUGGGACCCCUAGGAGGUCCUGGAGAGGACGGAGAGAGGGGAGACGACGGAGACAUCGGACCGAGAGGACUUCCAGGUGAACCCGGACCUCGUGGUUUGCUCGGGCCUAAAGGUCCGAACGGAAUCCCCGGCCCUCCUGGUGUGCGUGGAAACGACGGUCCCCACGGUCCUAAAGGAAACCUGGGUCCCCAAGGAGAGCCAGGGCCCCCAGGGCAGCAGGGUACCUCAGGAACACAGGGAAUGCCAGGGCCACAGGGAGCCCACGGCCCCCCGGGAGAUAAGGGCCCCACAGGAAAACCUGGUCUGCCAGGAAUGCCCGGAGCCGACGGCCCCCCUGGUCACCCAGGAAAGGAGGGACCUGUUGGCACCAAAGGAAACCAGGGUCCCAACGGUCCUCAGGGAACUAUUGGCUAUCCUGGCCCUCGUGGCAUUAAGGGAACUCAAGGUAUCCGUGGACUGAAGGGUCACAAAGGAGAGAAGGGAGAAGAUGGCUUCCCUGGAAUUAAAGGAGACUUUGGUGUCAAGGGGGAGAGAGGAGAGGGUGGAGUGCCCGGCCCCAGAGGAGAGGACGGUCCUGAGGGGCCAAAGGGUCGUGUUGGGCCCCCUGGCGAGCUCGGGCCCAUCGGUCUGGUUGGAGAGAAGGGUAAACUUGGUGUUCCUGGACUUCCUGGCUAUCCUGGAAGACUUGGACCUAAGGGCUCCCUCGGUUUCCCAGGAUUCCCUGGAACCAACGGCGAGAAGGGAACAAGGGGUCUGAUUGGAAAGUCUGGACCUAGAGGACAAAGAGGACCAACGGGCCCCAGGGGUCAGAGAGGGCCAAGAGGGUCUACUGGGAAAUCAGGAGCCAAGGGUACAUCAGGAAGUGACGGCCCAUCUGGUCCACCAGGAGAGAGGGGACUGCCCGGACCUCAAGGAGCAAACGGUUUCCCGGGGCCAAAGGGACCUCCCGGACCACCAGGAAAGGAUGGACUGCCCGGACACCCUGGACAGAGAGGAGAAGUUGGAUUCCAAGGAAAGACUGGGCCACCCGGGCCUCCAGGUGUUGUUGGCCCUCAGGGUUCCUCAGGAGAGACUGGCCCUCUGGGCGAGCGCGGUCACCCCGGGCCUCCAGGACCACCAGGCGAGCAGGGACUCUCCGGACCAUCUGGCAAGGAGGGAACGAAGGGAGACCCUGGUCCCCCAGGCGGCCCCGGGAAAGACGGGCCCUCAGGACUGAGAGGCUUCCCUGGAGAGAGAGGAAUGCCUGGCACCCCGGGAGGUGGCGGACUGAAAGGAAGUGAAGGCCCAGCAGGACCUCCCGGAACAGCUGGAUCCCCAGGUGAGAGAGGACAGGCAGGCAGCGGAGGUCCCAUCGGACCCCCAGGAAGACCCGGCCCCCAGGGGCCUCCAGGACCAUCAGGAGAGAAGGGAGUGCCUGGUGAGAAAGGUCCGAUUGGCCCGGCUGGGCGUGACGGUGUCCAGGGCCCAGUGGGUCUGCCAGGUGCAGCCGGAUCCAUCGGAGUUCCAGGAGAGGACGGAGACAAGGGUGAGGUUGGAGAGCACGGCCAGAAGGGAGCAAAGGGCGGCAAAGGAGAGCAUGGUCCUCCCGGUCCACCAGGGCCAAUGGGUCCACUCGGUCAACCCGGCGCUGCUGGAGCUGAUGGAGAACUAGGAGCCAGAGGUCAGCAGGGGCCAUUUGGAGCCAAGGGAGAUGAAGGAUCAAGAGGAUUCCCAGGGGCCCCAGGUCCUAUUGGACUGCAGGGAUUGCCAGGCCCAUCAGGAGAGAAGGGAGAGACUGGAGAUGUCGGACCAAUGGGUCCACCUGGCCCCCCAGGACCCCGUGGCCCUGCUGGUCCCAGCGGUGCUGACGGUCCUCAAGGUCCUCCUGGUGGUCUGGGUAACCCUGGAAACCUGGGAGAUAAGGGAGAGCCUGGUGAAGCUGGACCACCUGGAAUCGGAGGAGAGCCAGGAAAGAAGGGCCCACGUGGAGAGCAUGGUGACAAGGGAGAGGCGGGACAACCUGGUGCUUCUGGCCCUGCGGGUGGAAGAGGAGGCCCUGGAGACGACGGACCUAAAGGAAACCCUGGCCCUGUUGGUUUCCCUGGCGACCCCGGUCCCCCUGGUGAACUCGGUCCCAGAGGUCAAGAUGGCGCAAAGGGAGAGAGGGGAGAGGACGGCGAACAAGGACAAGCUGGAUCUCCAGGACCCACGGGUGAGAAUGGACCCCCUGGUGGACCUGGAAAGAGGGGUCUUGCUGGAACGAGAGGGCCAGAGGGACGACAAGGAGAGAAGGGAACUAAGGGAGACCCAGGUGCUAACGGACCUCCAGGAAAGACAGGCCCCGUCGGACCUCAGGGUCAACCAGGGAAACCAGGAACGGAGGGUCUGAGAGGACUCCCUGGAUCAGUGGGCGAACAAGGUUCUCCAGGCCUUGCCGGCCAGAAGGGACCUCCCGGACCACUGGGACCACCAGGCUUGCCAGGACUGCGCGGCGAGGGCGGUGACAAGGGGGAGAAGGGCCACUCGGGUCUGAUCGGUCUGAUUGGGCCCACCGGAGAGCAGGGAGAGAAGGGAGACAGAGGACUGCCAGGGCCACAGGGGACACACGGGUACAAGGGAGAGACUGGUGUCUCUGGAGGCACUGGGCCUAUCGGUCCUGGUGGCCCUGCUGGCAUGCCUGGUCCCCAAGGUGUCAAGGGAGCUAAGGGUGCUACAGGAGGAGCUGGUCCCAAGGGAGAGAAGGGUGUCUCAGGACCCCCUGGGCCUCCAGGUCCUCCAGGCGACGUCAUCCAGCCGCUGCCCAUCCAAAUCUCCAAGAAGUCAAAGCGCUCCAUCGAUGCCAGCCGGAUGCUGUCCGAGACAGACGCAGAGGCGGUCGCAGCCGACGCCACCGGCACAGAGUUCCUGACAGGCAGUGAGGGCAUGGAGGAGAUCUUCGGCUCACUGAACUCGCUGCGACAGGAGAUCGAGACCAUGCGCUUCCCUCUGGGCACCAAGGACAGCCCUGCACGCACCUGUCAGGACCUGAAACUCGGCCAGCCAGAGCUCAAAGACGGAGAGUACUGGAUCGACCCCAACCAGGGUUGCUCUCGCGACUCUCUCAAGGUGUUCUGUAACUUCACCGCCGGUGGGGAGACCUGCCUGUACCCCAGCAAGAGCGCGGACACGGUAAAGCUCAGCUCUUGGACCACGGAGAAACCAGGCUCCUGGUACAGUGAGUUUGCAACUGGCAGCAAGCUCUCGUAUGUGGACUCUAAUGGCGAGCCGAUCGGCGUGGUCCAGUUGGGCUUCCUGCGGCUGCUGAGUGUCCAGGCCCGCCAAAACCUCACCUACCACUGCCACCGCUCCGUGGCCUGGGCCGACCGCACGGCCAAUAACGGCCACAAGAGGGCGCUACACUUCCAAGGCGCCAACGAUGAGGACCUCAGCUACGAGACCAGCCCAUACAUCAAGGCCCUGGUCGACGGCUGUUCUUAUCGUAAGGGCUUCGACAGGACAGUGGUGGAGGUGAACACGCCCCAGGUGGAACAGCUUCCCCUGCGGGACCUCAAGAUCACAGACUUUGGGGAGAGCAACCAGAAAUUUGGCUUUGAAGUGGGACCUGUCUGUUUCCUGGGCUAAAACACCGUGCAGAGAAAUGAGAAACACCUACACGUAUAGAAUAUACACUUACACUGAUGAACACACACACACACACACACACACACACACACACACACACACACACACACACACACACACACACACACACACACACACACACACACACACACACACACACACACACACACACACACACACACACACACACACACACACACACACACACAAAUAUACAGUACAUGUCCAGUAAUUUGCAAAUGUAUUUCAUGAUAUCAAGUUAAUUCCCGACCAUGUAUAUAUACACACACACACACACACACACACAAAUACUGUUGUGAAACAGACAUGCACUCACUCAAGUACAUGCCCAGGGGAAAACAUCUCCCAAAUAGAAAUGGACGACGAGAGAAAAGUAGAACACAAACAUUCUCACGAAGAGGAGACCAAAGAUCGAUUGCGAGAACGAGAGAUAGAGUUCUGACCGUUUGCAGAAUAAAAGCGUGUUCUUUUCCAACGAACAGCUGGCCCAAAGAGCCGUCUCCUCCUUCCGUGCACACCAGAGCCCACCAUCGCGGAACCCCCCUCUCACUCCUCUCUUCUUCCCGCUGCCUCUCUUUCCAGUUGUCUCACCCACUCUACCUCUCUGCGUUGCCUUCCCCACACACUUGUACGUCUUCUGCAUCUAAGCCCCGCCCCAUCCUACGCCUCACUUGCUGCCUCACCACAUUAAGGGGAAACCAAUGAAUGAAUAGGAGUUCCACGAAGAGCACGGAGGACUGGAAAACAGCCGAGCCUGUAGCCAACCAGGCCUGACAAAACGGAGACGUCCAUGUUGUCUAGCUAAGUUCAUGGUCUAUUCAUCUCCACAGUGAAAUUCUGUACCAAACAACUGUAUCAGCCUAGUUAUCCUAAAGCUGGUCAAACACACUAGAGGAGGGUGAAUAGAAACUUUACGGUGCUUUGUGGAGUGGAAGCAAAGCGGUGAGAUCUCUAGUUUUAUCGCGGCUUUAACCUAAGAUGUGACUAUGAACAUCUCUUUGCUCAGUACUGUAAUAAUAAAGUCCUAACAGCAA